Messenger RNA from Corythoichthys intestinalis (scribbled pipefish), 5204 nucleotides. RefSeq names its product LIM domain only protein 7-like. Gene Ontology annotation, biological process: regulation of signaling; regulation of cell adhesion. Bases 3507 to 4262 code for a protein of 251 amino acids. The transcript is spliced from 2 exons. The record is from RefSeq and is a predicted model, not a curated record. Lineage: Eukaryota; Metazoa; Chordata; Actinopteri; Syngnathiformes; Syngnathidae.
UGGCGCAAAUUUGUGUUGCCAAGUUGCUUGUCGCUGUUAAAAGUCAAGUCAAAGACCCCGAUUUUUUUCAUGCUUGAACUAGCUUUAAUAGUCAUAGGUUGCGUUCACACUGCAGCCAAAUCUGAUUCCAAUCAUAUUCCACCUCAAAUCUGAUUUUCAGGGCUGACUGUUCGCACAAUUUUUAGCAAGUGUCCUAAUCAGAUCUGGGCCUGCUCAGACUGGGCCACAUUAUUGACACAUCCUUCAUGGAAUUAUGUCAUGGACGGUCAAAUUCAAUCUGAGCUGUUCAGACUGAGAAGCAUCUUAACCAUAUCUGAUAUGAAAGUAUCUCGUGUAUGUGGUUUCAAUCUGAUAUCUGUGCUUUGUGACUGUUCAGACCACAAAAGAGCCACCCGGUUUCAAUCUGGAUGGGCUAAAAAUCAAUUCUUGCUUCCAGUCUGAAGUUCUAAGACUGCAUUCAGACUACAGGCAUAUCUGAUUCCAACAGGAUUCCACCUCAAAUCUGAUUUUCAGGGCUGACUGUUCACACUAUUUUUAGCAAGUGUCCAAAUCAGAUCUGGGCCCGUUCAGACAGGGCCAUAUUCUUGACACAUCCCUCAUGGAGUGAUGUCACAGACAGUCAAAACCCAUCUAAGCUGUUCAGACUGAUUAGCAUCUUGUCCAUAGCGAUAUGACACUACCUCCUGUACGUGGUUUCAAACUGUCUCGCAAAAAUCAGAUUUCUGUUCUUUGUGACUGUUCAGACUACAAAAGAGUCACCCGGUUUCAAUCCGGAUGGGCUAAAAAUCAGAUUCUGGCUGUCAGUCUGAAGUCCUAAGACUGCAUCCUGACUGCAGGCAUAUCUGAUUCCAAUAUGAUUGCUCUUCAAAUCUGAUUUUGAGGACUUACUGUUCACACUAUUUUUAGCAAGUGUCCAAAUCAGAUCAGAGUCCUUUCAGACUGGGCCCCAUUAUUGACACACCUGACAGUUUGCUGUGGCAAUGAAGGCGUCAUCCAGCAUGGAGCGACGUCACAGACGGUCAAAACUCAUUUGAGCUGUUCAGAUUGAGAAGCAUCUUGUCCAAAUCUGAUAUGACACCACCUCCCAUACGUGGUUUCUAUCCGUCUCGCAGAAUCAGAUUUCUGUGCUUUGCGACUGUUCAGACUACAUAAGAGCCAUCCAGUUUCAAUCUGAUUUCUGCUACCAGUCCGAAGUUCUCCCACUGCCUCUGAUUUUAUCCACACAACAAUUCCUUGUGUCCAACUGCCUUUCCGGCGCGCUGCUAAAUAAAUAAAUAAAUCAGAAUUUAGCUAAAUUUAGCUUUUUAGCAGACACCAUUUUGUGCCCUUUUAGUAGAUUAGCUUUGUGCUAGGUCAAGUUUGCAAGCCUCUAGUAAAUCAGGCCCUAGUGAAAAGAAACAUAGGACUCUUCAUUAGGUAUAUCCAAGCGCUGCAUCAAAACAUCCUUCUUUUUCAUGCAUCUCUUAUGUACAAUGUAAAUUUAUGAUGAACUGUAGUUUAUGCAUAGCCUACUUUUUCAAUACUUAUAAAAGGUUAUUGCUCUAAUACUGUCAUUGUUGAACCUUUAUUACUGAUUGGCAUCAUUUUGAACAACAUUAAAAUACAGCAAGUGUACAGGAAAACACUAUUAUUGCACGUGACUGGACCAUUUUGCAUAUUUUUAAAAAGUUACAACUCACGUUAGCUCACUUACCAGUCGUACAAUGAUACUAGAGUUGCCUGAUAAUGACUUUUUAACCGAUAUCCAGAUGUUGUCCAACUACAAAAAUCCAAUACCGAUAUACAUAUGUGGUCGUAGACUUAACAUAUUGCUAAUUGUGUCGUGAUGCUCUACUAGAUGCUUUAAUAAUGAUAAAUGUAACAACUUCAAGGUUUUCAACAUAAAUUAUUCUGUGAAAAAUAAAAGAACAACUUCAACUGACGAAAGUCUUAAAAUAAUGUCCUAUUUAAAUAAAAUAUAUUGAAAUGAUCCAAACUGUUCAUAAAUAAUAUGAGGAAUAAUUCUCAAACCACGUUUACACGAGAUACCCCAAAGAGCCACAAGGCGGCGACAAAGCAUUACAAAUACAGGCAGGAAAUUAUAGAAUAUACCAUUGCCAUGACAGUUCCCAAGAUGCAUUUUGCUAGGCUUUUGCACAGAUUUGUAAUUGUGUUUUAUUACUUUUCUUAGUGACUAUUUCUUUCUGGUGACGUAGUAAUUAUGUGUAGUUAGUUUAUAAUUAAUUAUUUUUCAUUUAUUGUUCAUUUUAUGUAGGGGUGCACGAUAUCCAUUUUUUGAUACCGAUAUCGAUAACUUCCUGCUCCUCAAGGCCGAUACCGAUACGAUAACCGAUAAUAUAUAUAUAAUUUUUCAAUGUAUAUUCACCUGAGUUUUUGAACACCUGUAGGUCAAAAAUACUAGUGGUUGAUUCAGCUUAGAUUUGCCUUUGACCGAACCAGAAUUUUCAUAAUGACAUCGACAUUAGUAUAAUGAACAAAACAAAGACAGUAACAAAACUUUGCAUACUGGAAAAACAGGAGUGGAAACAAACGCACAAAUCCCAAUCCGACACUGUGCCAAAAAUAUUAUUAAUAGGGCCGAUAAUAUAUUAUGUUAUCGGAUUUAUUGGGAUGACGUCAUAAUUCCUAUUAUUGGAUCGAGCACCUCUAAUUUUAUCUCUGCACCAGGAGUGAUUAGAUUGUUUCCCAGAGUUAAUAAAUACCAGACAUCUUAGAGCGACCUCUAGAUGUCUCCAAACGGAGCGCACCUUGCUGUGCUGAGCUGUGACCAACCCAUGCAGAAAGGCUGUUGGCUUGUAAAUUAAUUUACAACUCAGCAUACGUACUGGCGCAAAACCGAUACUUUCCAAUACAGUUUUAGAUGCUUUUAUUGGCCGAUAUUAUCAGACAACUCUAUAUGAAAAUUUUGCUACACUGAGCACUCAGUGCUCUAAAGGUUCUCAUACCCAGAAUAGGCAUUGGCAUGGUCGACUUUAGAAAACAAUUUUUUCCCCCAUCUAUACACAAUAUUGUUCAUACACGGUAAUUAAUCCUGGACAACUCAAGUUCUUUGGCGUAUUAGCCAUUUCUAUAGGCCAAAUUUGACCUGUGGGUUAAGUCAUUAGCAGCGGAAUACAUUUUGGAACUCAAUUGCUAACCAAAUCAAUGUUCUGAGUGAAACUCAGCUAUACCUAAUGAAGCGUCCAGUUUCUUCCUGCUUGCUACACUUUCCUUUUUCUUCCUAGCAUGUCAUUUUCCUAAGCAUUUCUGCUUUAUUUCCUACCCACUAACGUUUCUUUCUCCGUGUCGCUGUCCCCCGUUUCUUUCACCCUCGGCCUCAGCCAAGAGAAGUCGGGCUCCUCGUCGGACGAUUCAGAGCCUGACGUACCUCCUCGGCUCCCCUCGGGGAGCUCCUCCCCUCACCCCUCCACGGCUCAUAGCACCAUCGUUUUGGAGAAAAGGUCCAUACAGCUGUGCACCACGUCGGGAUGUUCUAGAAAAGAACAAUCCAACAUUCUUUUCCUCCUAUGCACCCUCACAGCCCCCCUCACCUACCUAAGAGCGCCCUUAUAACAAGCCCACCCGUGGCGUUCGCGCCACUGGACCCCACCUCCGGUCCCAGACUGGUCAAAUGUCAACAAUGGCCCCUGUUAGGGCGCCAAGACCCUAGAGAGCCUCCGGAUCCGAUAGAUUACGAGAGCAUCAUUCCCGAUUUGGAGAAUGACGACAUGUUCGCCAGGCGCACCCUCGCUUUCCAAUCCAACAGCGAGCUGGCCGCAGCGAAGACCCCGCUGUCCGCCAAGCGCUGCCUCUGCACGUCAGAAGAACAAAUCAAUAUCGUGACGCAACUUCGUAAGGAGGAGGAGGAGGAAUUUCCCGACAUCGAGCAGGACGACGUGGUCCAACGUAGGGAGAAAAUCCAGCUGCAACAGCGCCCCCUCUCAGGGGCUCCUGACAACUUCUCCCCGAUGGCCGUCCCCGAACCCUGGGACCUCCCUCCUGAACUUAAGACCAGGCUCAUUUGCCCUCCGUGCCCUCUGGCGCAGGAGUCGUCGGCAAACAAACCCAGUCGCGUACGAAAGGAGCCGUGUCCCGAAAUGGACGACAUGCUCGUCCGGAAGUUUACCGCGCAACAUAAGGUGUCGGCGAAACAGUCUUGCCCCUCUGCUCCAAGUUCCUGUAGUGAAGGGGACCUGCAGAGGUGGCAGGCUAUCAGGGAAGCUAGUCAGAUUAGAUACAAGAAGAGGCUCAUGGUGGAGAUGCUUAAAGCUCUCAAGUCGUAGAAAUGCACUUCAGUUACACAUUUACAUGAUCAGUUUUUGGAAGCUACGUUUGGGUCUGCUGUAUUUUUUAUUAUGUAUUGUAUUAUUUGCUCCAUAACCACUGGGAGAUUUGGUGUGUUUACUGUUUGUUAUUGAUUUAGAUUGGAGGUUUUUCAAAAGUCAGAUCUUUGUGUAUGGUGUCUUGCUGACUGGCUAAUGGAUACAAUAGUGCUACAAUGUAAAACUGCUGCAUGUAAGGGAGUGUGCUUUAUGAGAAGUUUUAUGAGCAACGUACUUCCUCAGAUAGUGACCUUUGUCGUAUUACUGCACUAUAAAAUGAGUAUACUUUAAAGGGAACCUCAAACUUAAAGACUUGUAGGCUCCAAUAAGCCACAAUUGUUCUCUUUUUACUAAAAUGUUAUUAGAAACACAUACAGUGCCCUCCAUAAUUAUGUGGGUUUUUUUUAGCUUCUAAUAUAUAUUUUUUUAAUUCAAAUAAUAUGGGACCUUAAUGGGGAAAAAAGAGAAAAAUCCAACCUUCAAUACAAGUGCAUUCAUUCAGUGGGGAAAAAUCCCACAUAAAGAAAAAAAUAUUUGACAUGAAAUAAUGUGUGUCACAAUUAUUAGCACCCCUGGUGUUAAUACUUUGUACAACCCCCUUUUGCCAACAAAAAAAGGUCUGGGGACUGAGAUGGCCACGGGAGGAGCUUGAUUUUGUGUCUGGUGAACCAUUUCUGUGUAGAUUUGGCCAUAUGUUUAGGGUCAUUGUCUUGCUGAAAGACCCAGUGACGACCCCUCUUCAGCUUUCGGGCAGAGGGCAACAGAUUUUGAUUUAAAAUGUCCUGGUAUUUCAAAGCAUUCAUGAUUCCAUGCACCCUAACAAGGUUCCCAGGGCCUUUGGAAGCGAAACAACCCCACAGCAUCACUGACCCACCCCCAUACUUCACAGUGGGUAUGAGGUGC